Molecule: messenger RNA, 887 nt
Organism: Abrus precatorius (Indian licorice)
Lineage: Eukaryota; Viridiplantae; Streptophyta; Magnoliopsida; Fabales; Fabaceae
Product: probable steroid-binding protein 3
Exons: 2
Coding region: 88-684 (198 amino acids)
Cellular component (GO): membrane; endomembrane system
Source: RefSeq, a predicted model, not a curated record
AUGAGAAUGAUUCCUUCCAAUUUCACCAACCCACUGCACUCUCUCUUCAAAAGCACAAUCACAAUCCUUUGAAGAAAGGGUUCAGAAAUGGGUUUAUACUCGAGCAUGAUGGACGUGAUUACCUCGUACACGGGUCUUUCUCCCGCUGCGUUUUUCACCAUCCUCGCUAUGAUGAUUGUCGUUUACAGAACCGUUAGUGGAAUGUUUGUGUCCCCCGAAGACUACAACAAACCCCCAGUCGUUUCGGCCCGUACUGAUCCUCGGUUCGUCGAUUCCGAACCGGCGCGCGAACCGGUCCAAUUGGGCCAAGUCACGGACCGGGAAUUGCGAUCCUAUAAUGGUUCCGACCCUAACAAACCGCUCUUAAUGGCAAUCAAAGGCCAGAUCUAUGACGUGUCCUCUGGCAGGAAUUUUUAUGGUCCCGGAGGACCUUAUGCAAUGUUUGCAGGAAAGGAAUGUAGCAGAGCCCUUGCACUUCUGUCUUUUAAACCAGAAGAUAUUAAUGGGAACAUCGAAGGUUUGGAUGAGUCAGAGCUUGCAAUUUUAGAGGAUUGGGAAUACAAAUUCAUAGAAAAGUAUCCAAAGAUUGGCCAGCUUGUUUCAGAACAAAGUACUCAUCAAAAUGAGCUCAAAGAACGUCAAGACAAUAUGGACCUUAAUGAAUGCAAAGAGGAAACUAAUUAGUGACCAUUGUAUUGUUGUAUAGGGAUUUAGCUUCUUGAAAGUGAUGAGAAGUGUAAAGUGAGAAAGUAAGAGUAUAUCUGUCAUUGAUGUGAAAUUAAUUAUGUUUACAAAAUACUUGAAUUCAAAUUAAGGGUGGAUAGAUUCUCACUUUCCACUUUUGACUUUAGAAGAGUAAAAUCCGUCGUUGUAUAGGUUGUGUAUAA